Molecule: messenger RNA, 948 nt
Organism: Aspergillus nomiae NRRL 13137
Lineage: Eukaryota; Fungi; Ascomycota; Eurotiomycetes; Eurotiales; Aspergillaceae
Product: glycosyltransferase family 32 protein
Exons: 2
Coding region: 1-948 (315 amino acids)
Biological process (GO): mannosyl-inositol phosphorylceramide biosynthetic process
Molecular function (GO): mannosyltransferase activity
Source: RefSeq, a predicted model, not a curated record
AUGAACGGGCAAAUAUCCAAGCCAACACCCGCAGCGGAUCUAAGUGGACCAGUCCCUUCAGCCAUCUUGCACUUGGCCCACGAUAGGACGCUCAAUGAGUCUAUCCAUCUUGGUCAACCGAUCCAAUUCAAUGCUGCAGACAACAAAACUCCUCCUGCCUCCAUCCCACGAAUCAUCCACCGAACAUACAAGACAGAAGAUAUACCCUCUCAUUGGAAAGGUACCUACGAGUCAUGUCGCACGUUGAAUCCCACCUACAAGCAAUACUUCUGGACCGACGAGUCCUCUCGUCAGUUCAUCGAAACCCAUUUUGACUGGUUCCUUCCCACCUACGAUGCCUACCCAUACAACAUUCAACGCGCUGAUGCCAUCCGUUAUUUUCUACUGUGGCAUUAUGGGGGCGUGUAUAUCGAUAUGGACAUAGCUUGUCGCCGACCGUUGGACCCGCUGCUGGACUUCUCUGCCUGGAUGCCCAAGACCCAACCCUACGGUGUCAGUAACGACCUGAUGGCGAGUACCCCAGGACAUCCAUUCAUCACCAAAGUUGCCCUGGCUCUGCAUGAUCACGACGGCUUCUACCUUUCCAAGUAUAUCACUGUGUUUUUUACGACGGGGCCGAUGUAUCUCAGCAGCCUCUUGACAGAGUGGUUUCGAAAAGUGCAAAAUGGCCCGGGCGAGGAAAUUACCAUGCCACAUGGCGUUGCUAUACUUCCUUCUAUGAUGUACGACACCACUGCGUACUCAUUCUUUGGACACGCCCCAGGAUCCACCUGGCAUGGAAACGAUGUAGCGAUAGUUAGUUACAUCUACAAACACUGGCGUGAGAUUUGUCUUGGAGCAGUUGCAAUUGGCGUGCUGGUGUUGACGUUUUAUAUCCUACGGGUGAGAAGACGGUCGAGAUAUACCUUGAUAUUAGAUAGGCGGGAUGAGGAAGCAGGCCUUUUGUGA